Molecule: messenger RNA, 2046 nt
Organism: Sorghum bicolor (sorghum)
Lineage: Eukaryota; Viridiplantae; Streptophyta; Magnoliopsida; Poales; Poaceae
Product: carotenoid 9,10(9',10')-cleavage dioxygenase
Exons: 12
Coding region: 474-1961 (495 amino acids)
Biological process (GO): carotene catabolic process
Cellular component (GO): chloroplast stroma
Molecular function (GO): carotenoid dioxygenase activity
Source: RefSeq, a predicted model, not a curated record
GAUCGUCGUCUCAGCAAGGGCUCGCGGCUUAUAACAACAAUGCUGUACUAUGCGGUCUUGUCCCCAAUCCUACGAAGCUUGACCACCCACCAGUCUCAACCUUGUUCUCGCAACGACAUGAGAUGAUGAUGAUGAAGGCGUCGGCUUCGUUUCUUCCAAGCCUGCCUCCUCGCACCUACGGGGCUCCACCACCAUCCAUGUCUGCUGCUCGUUCAAAAACCUCGUCUGCUGCAAGAUCCAGCUCAAAGCCUUUGUCUGGAGGCCUCCUGGGGCAUCUUUCGUCUAAGAUGGACGAAGCAUCCAUGGCACUCAAGGACGUGCCGCAGAGAUUGCUGGAUGUGCUGGUUGACGCAACCUUCUAAAGAACAAUAGCAUCUCCACUUGUUUCUGAAUUCGGGGUGAGUUUGCAGAGCAAUUUCGCACCGGUCGACGAAAUCGGUGAAGCCAUAGAGAUACACCAGAUUGAAGGAGAGAUGCUAGAUAAUUUCCCCGAGGGGGUGUCCAUCAGAAUUGGUUCCAAUCCACUGUUUGGUGCCCAACAUUCGACGACCUCAAUCUUCGGACAAUCCAGGGAGAUAUGGGUUGAGGGUGAGGGCAUGCUCCAUGCCCUCUACUUCACCAAAACCACUAGUUCAGGCUCUUCUUGGUCACUCUCCUAUGCCAACCGCUAUGUGCAAUCUGAGACGUUCAAGCUGGAAAACGCCCGGCAGAAACCUUGCUUCCUCCCUGCCACUGAAGGCGACUCUGCAGCCAUUAUCGCCGCCUUCAUGCUCAACUAUCUGAGGUUUGGCAAGGCGAACAAGGACAUCAUCAACACCAAUGUGUUUGAGCAUGCCGGCAGGGUGUUCGCUGUCGCCGAGAACUCUCUAUCUCACGAGAUCUGCUUAGAUAGCCUCGACACUGGCGAUACCUGGGACAUUUGUGGGGAAUGGGAUCGGCCCGCUUUCACGCCACAUCCAAAGGUAGCUCCUGGAUCAGGGGAUCUUGUCAUCUAUGGAAUAAAUGCAAAGAAGCCAUUCCUAGUAAUUGGAGUUGUCUCAGCUGAUGGAACCAAACUAAAGCAUAGAGUUGAUCUCAAGCUGGACAGAUGUAUAUUUUGUCAUGAAAUAGGAGUCACUCCAAAGUACAAUGUAAUCAUGGAUGUACCACUUACUUUCGACAUCAAUAGACUUAUCAAAGGUGGCCAGUUGUUGCAGUUUGAGAAGGAAAGUUAUGCGAGAAUUGGGCUUAUGCCCCGUUAUGGCAAUGCAGAUUCAGUUAUCUGGUUUAAUGUUGAACCAUUCUGCAUGUUCCAUGUAAUCAACUGUUUUGAAGAGGGUGAUGAGGUUGUGGUACAAGGUCUCCGUGCACCAGACUCUGUAAUACCAGGUCCAAGACUUGCUCUGAACAAGUAUGGAUUGUCUGAGCCUACAGAAGAUGACAUGCCCAUGAAACAAGAAAUUAAUGAGGAAUUUUUCUUUCGGUUAUACCAAUGGAGAUUAAACUUGAAAACAAACUGUGUCUCAGGGGAAUAUUUAACUGGAACAGAGUUUUCAAUCGAAUUCCCAACGAUCAAUAACCAGUACACAGGCUUGCAACAUAGUUAUGCCUAUGCACAAGUUGUGGACUCUGUAACAAUCUCUUGUGGUAAAUGUGUGAAAGUCAAUCCGAAGUAUAGAGGUUUUGCAAAAUUCUUACUUGAUAAGAGAAACAACACAGAGAUAUCUGGGGCAAAUCUCAUAAAAACGCAGUAUCACUGGCUUAGUAAAGAUGAGUUCUGCUCUGGUGCAACAUUUGUACCGAGAGUUAGUGGGUCACAUGAAGAUGAUGGGUGGAUUAUUUCAUUUGUACAUGAUGAGACAACUAACACAUCACAGGUGCAUAUAAUUGAUGCUCAAAGGUUUGAAGAUGCUCCUGUUGCAAAAAUAGCAUUACCACAAAGAGUACCUUAUGGCUUCCAUGGAACUUUCAUCACAAAAUGAUGUGAUGCAAUUCCAUCAAAUGUUAAAUGCAAAAGAAAAUAAAAAAAAAAUUUGCAUGCUGAGUCAGGCAAGCCGUUUCGGUUCU